AUGAACAAAUCAAUUAUCUUGUCUAUAGUCCUCCUCUUUACUUUUAUUUCAAUUUCAUAUUGUGGUAUUAAUACAAUUGUACAAAAUGGAAAAGUACUUACUAUUACACAUUCACCAAUGACAAUGAUUUGGUUUGAACAACAAGUAGUACUUAAUGGAAUGAAGACUAAUAUCAAGCCAUAUUGCAAGUCACUCUAUGGAUGGUCUCCAGUUGUUUGCACUUUACCAUCAGUUCCAGCUUGUGAUACCAUUCGUUUAUAUGGUUCAGCUGGUAUUGGUGCUACUAAUCUCCAAAUGUUAUCAGCUUUCAAUUGUACUGUUUUAGCUUAA
Cavenderia fasciculata is the source of this 330-nucleotide messenger RNA. RefSeq lists its product as uncharacterized. Lineage: Eukaryota; Evosea; Eumycetozoa; Acytosteliales; Cavenderiaceae. The transcript is spliced from 2 exons. The coding region runs from base 1 to 330 and encodes 109 amino acids. The record is from RefSeq and is a predicted model, not a curated record.